This is a messenger RNA of Helicoverpa armigera (cotton bollworm), 2400 nucleotides long. Its product is annotated as very long chain fatty acid elongase 7. The coding region runs from base 335 to 1174 and encodes 279 amino acids. Gene Ontology annotation, molecular function: fatty acid elongase activity. Gene Ontology annotation, cellular component: endoplasmic reticulum membrane. NCBI's taxonomy places the organism in Eukaryota, Metazoa, Arthropoda, Insecta, Lepidoptera, Noctuidae. The transcript has 6 exons. Gene Ontology annotation, biological process: fatty acid elongation, monounsaturated fatty acid; fatty acid elongation, polyunsaturated fatty acid; sphingolipid biosynthetic process. The record is from RefSeq and is a predicted model, not a curated record.
CCAAACUGAAAACAUACUCUUUAGUUUACCCAUCAACAAGAAAGAAACAAACGUUGUCAAAGACGUCAGUAGUCAAGAAAUCUGUGUGUUUUUAUCCAGUGAAUUUCCUAUCUCUAUUUGUGUACCAUUUACUGUUUGUUCCAAGACAAUUUUAUUUUUCGUUUCUUUUUUUUAAUUUUAUUUUUAUUUUUUGUGACAAUGAUCUUGUUUGUUGAAGAAGAAACACGUUUCAGUUUGUGUUAGCAAGAAUUAUUCGUUGACUUGGAUUCGUUUUGAAGUGCUCCUGAUUUAAUACAGCAGCAGAGUUGAAAACGCGCCGUAGCAACAUAUCAUCAUGAACUCAGUCAUAGGUCUCAGUCCGAAGAAUCCCAGCUGGGAUUUAAAUAAAAGCAAAUAUGAAGAAAUUGACGAGCUCCCAUUCAUGGCGUCCCUGGGCCCAGUCCUCACAAUCCUGGCGGUCUACUUGGUUUUCGUGCUGAAGAUCGGCCCAGUGUUUAUGAGGAAACGAGAGGGAUACAAACUAACACACACACUACUUAUUUAUAAUGCCAUACAAGUCGCCAUUUCAGUUUAUAUGGUGUACAGGUUCUUCAUAGAUCUCAUACAUAUGGGUCUGGUACCUAAGAAAUGUUACAUGAACGAAGACAAUUCGAGAAACAGAAUCCUGUUUGGCACAUACCUAUACCUCUCAGCGAAACUGUCAGAACUUCUGGACACUGUAUUCUUCGUACUUCGGAAGAAGACCAGUCAGAUCACGUUCUUACAUUUGUACCACCACACAGUCAUGGUCAUUGGCACAUGGGCUUUGCUCAAAUAUUGGCCGUCACAUACGCUGAUCUUUAUUGGGUUCCUAAACUCAUUGGUACAUGUCUUCAUGUACACUUAUUAUGGAUUGGCGGCGUUGGGGCCAAAUGUGGCCAAAUAUUUGUGGUGGAAGAAGUAUAUGACGAAGUUUCAGCUGAUUCAAUUCGUGUCAAUUAUCAUCCAAUAUGUUGCCACAGUCAGAGUGUCAGAAUGUCCUCCCGCUAGGGGAGUUGCCAUUUUUGUAUCUUGCAACACCGGAGUCAUUCUCCUACUCUUCUUAAACUUCUAUCGUCAAAACUACAAUAAAAGAAGAGGGGGGAUAGCAAGUAAAUUGUCUAUACCCGCAGUGUGCCUUCAUAAAGAAGACUAGUAUACUUUUUAAAUUAAAUAAGUGAUAUUUUUAAUAAAACCUCUGUGAUGAAAAGACAUUCAGUUGCCUCGUGGUCUGGGAAUAAUUUCGUAUUUUAUUUAAAAAAUUCGAUUACGUUACGAUCUUUGUAAAUAGUUAUUUUAAACUGUUUCUUAUGUGUAAAAAGACUUUUUUAUUGAAAAUGAUGGUUGAAGUCUUGUGUUGGAUAGAGAGAAAUGAGAAAUUUGUUGGAAGCUAGCUUAGUUAGUUUUUUUAGGCUGUGAAGGUAAAUGAACACAUAUAGAUUUUUUGAUAAAUCACUAAAUUUCUUAUGGGAUUGUAAUGAAGUGGCCUAAUGUUCGAUUUCAAAUGAGUUAUUUCACGUGUAAGGCCUAGACUCCACUAAAAUAGAGUUGUGUGGAGAAGUUUAAUAAAAAACAAUAGAAUUUCUUCUCUCAAGAAUACUUGAUUGAUUAAGUGAUCGUUUGAAUAAUAUUAUUCUAUUUUGUACUUGUCAAAAGACUGCCCCAUUUUGCUGGAGUCUGGGCCCAAGUGAGGAAAGACUACUUAAAUAUUGAAAUGGACUAUAAAGAACUGUUUGUAAAAUGAUAGGACAAAUAUUUGGUAUUUAUAAACAAUAGGUAGGUAAAAUAUUGUAUUUCGGAGCACUUUGAAUUCUAAACAAUUUUCUUGUGGCUUAUUUAGUGCCUUAUUAUUGUUGAAAAUUUUGAGUGAUACUUUUUAUGCUCGCUUUAAAAAGAUACAGUGUUCUGGCUCCUUUUAAAUAUGUUGAGAAAAUAAAAAAAAAUGUGUGGUACAAGUAUUACAGGAAUAAUAUAAUGUUUUCUUUGUUAUGGUUGGAUCAAACAGUGUAUUUUAAGACCUCCUAAUUUAUAAUGUUUACAGACUCUUACCUCGAACUUAAGAAAUAUAUUUAUUGCCUUAAUUUGCGAAGCUGGCUUGCUAUGCUAUACUUUUAAAUCGAAGGUCAGAAAUGGUGUGUGCAAUUAAAGGUGCAAUUCCACGACGAACCCCAUGCCACAGGAGGAAGCUGCGGCCUCGUGCGAUCUGUCUUGGAAUAGUACCUUAACGAAAAACUUUUAUGAACAAAGAACUGUAAUGAAUUUAUUGUAAAAAACUAUUUUAUAUCUGGAACUCAUGUCAACGAACAUUAUUUUGUAAAUUAUAAGUUAUAGGUGGAUAAAUGUUAGAAUAAAUAUAAUAAAUUAUGACUUUCUAUCAUUGUA